AAUAAGAAGACGAAGAAGCAGGCAAAUUACGUCAUGGCCAAGAUGGCAGCCUCCCUGGUAGAGAGUGGAGAAGAUGCAUUUAGAAAAAUAUUCAAAUUUUAUAAGAGAAGAAACCCACCUCCAGAUUUCAGCGCUGUCAUUGAUUUCUCCAAAGGUUUACCGAGUGACAAAAUAGUUCCGGCUAUACUGGACCCUUCUGCGGUGAGUGAUGUGGAGGCUGCCAGGGUUGGAUUACAGUCGGUCAGAGACUGGAGAGCCUUCAGCCUGCAGGGCUACCCAGGGUUCAUCUUCAUCUCCAACCCCUUCCUGCUGGGCUCACAACCUUUCUGGGUCAGACAGUGUCUGAAGACCUACUCUCAGAAGCCCAAUGUCUGCAACUUGGAUAUGCACAUGUCUCCCUCUGACACCCAGGACAUCUGGCAAAAGAGUGUUCAUAGCCUCAGUUCUCCUCACUCUGGAAAGAGAAAAACAAAGACUCUACUUGACAGGCUGCGCUGGGUCACUCUGGGAUAUCAUUACAACUGGGAUACCAAGAUGUACUCUGCCAACCAUUAUACUCCUUUCCCAGCUGAUCUCCACUUGCUGUCCACCCAAAUAACAGCCGCAUGUGGGUUUCAAGACUUUAACGCAGAGGCUGGAAUCCUCAACUUCUACUUAUCUGAUUCAUCUCUGGGAAUCCAUGUGGAUGAAUCCGAACUAGAUCACAGCCGACCGCUGCUGUCAUUCAGUUUUGGGCAGUCAGCCAUCUUCCUCUUGGGAGGCCUCCGCAGACAGGACCCCCCGAUUGCUAUGUACAUGCACAGUGGAGACAUCAUGGUGAUGUCGGGACAGAGCCGUCUCCUUUACCAUGCCGUCCCACGCAUCAUUUCAGCACCUCAGGGAUGUACAGCUUUAGAGAUGGAAGGCUGCAGCCUGGCCUCACCUCAACAGGACUGCUCUGUGGUGGAGGCGGUGUCAGAGGAGGACUGGGCUGUGUGCUCCAGGUACAUCCAGAGCUCCAGAGUGAAUGUGACUGUCAGACAAGUGCUGGGGCCUGGCCAGAGCUUCCCAGACACACCUUCUGCUCACCAAAGGACUGAUGUAGGACAGACAGUGGGCUACCAGGACAGAGCAGCAGAUGGGGAGAGUAAGAAAAGAAAGAGGAGUAGUAGCUGUGACCCUGUUGGUACUGCAGAGACAUGACCACUGUGUCUGUGUGGCCACUGCUGUAAAACUCAAUUGGAGACAUUUUCAUCUGAUGCCUGAGUCUUACUUUGCCAUGAUAUUGUUUUACUUUUCACCUCUGCUAAAAAAUACAAGCCACUUCAGAGCUCUUAAAGUUAGGCUGGGUGCACUUAGAACAGGAAGGUCCACUCAACUUCUAUGGGUCCUACAUACAUAGCCCCCCAAUUUUAGGUCAAUGCUCCUAUUCAUUGAGCCAGUUAAACUAAUUAUGUUUCCUUGCCAGACUGAAGGAAAAUAGCCCCACAAAUUCAAGAAAUGAAGAUGGAAAAUAGAAUUUUUGACCAAAUAUGUUAGUUAUUCAAUUUGAAACUAGUGGACUAUUUAUGAAAAUGGCUACAUGUGCACUCAAAUUAAAGCAAUCUAAAUCCAGAGUGUAUGACCGUCAUUCUGUGAAAAUGUCUAAAACGUUACAAUAGAGUAAUGUCUAAAUUCAUACAUAAUCAGUUUGAUACAUCAUUACUGCUAAAAUAUGUUGUUGAGGAUAAAGAUGUAUACUGUAUACUUUAUACCUGACAUUAAAAUGCAACCAUUUUCUGGAUAUUUUACCUGGAUAAAGGAAAAAACACAUUAAUGCCAGGUGUAAAUACAUAGGAUGGGAAUUUGAUCAGAUCAGCCAGACAACUUUGGGAGGUGUUCAAGCUUGCAUUGAAAUGGAUGUUAGGAAUUGUACCCAACAUUUCCUCAUUUUCAUGUAUCACAUGAGUCACAUGACUCCAGAGUCACAUGACUUCUAUAAGCAAACAUGAAACUUAAAUAUAAAACUAAACUUCAAACCACAGCGUUUAAUUUAGGAGCUACAAACGUACAUAGAGCUGAACACACAUUUUAACUUUU
Messenger RNA from Etheostoma spectabile (orangethroat darter), 2058 nucleotides. It is a transcript of the gene alkbh1, whose product is annotated as alkB homolog 1, histone H2A dioxygenase. The record is from RefSeq and is a predicted model, not a curated record. Gene Ontology annotation, molecular function: oxidative RNA demethylase activity; ferrous iron binding; broad specificity oxidative DNA demethylase activity. Lineage: Eukaryota; Metazoa; Chordata; Actinopteri; Perciformes; Percidae. Gene Ontology annotation, cellular component: cytoplasm; nucleus. Gene Ontology annotation, biological process: oxidative RNA demethylation. The transcript is spliced from 6 exons. Bases 34 to 1182 code for a protein of 382 amino acids.